CAUACAUUAAUGUUUGACGCCUAUAUAAUCUGAUCACCUUUCCAUACUUUUCUGCUGCACUCUCUCUAGCUCUUUGGUUCUGUUUCCAUUUAAAUGCUCAACACACAGUACAACUAUAAACAAGAUGGUUUCAUUUGCUUCAACAUCUAGUAUUCUUCUUACUAUAUUUUCUAUCUGCACUCUAGUUCAGCUGAUCGAAUCCAUUCCAGUUAUUAAGUUACCUCCGAAUAUUAAAAUUCCAGCAAUUCUUGUGUUCGGAGACUCGAUAGUUGAUCCGGGGAAUAACAACAACAUGCUUACGCUCGCUAAGAGUAACUACCUACCUUAUGGAAGAGAUUUCCAGGGUGGGAACCCAAGUGGAAGAUUUAGCAAUGGCAAAAUCCCUACUGACUUGAUAGUUGAAGCAUUGGGAAUUAAGGAACUUUUACCAGCUUAUAACGACCCUUCUUUGGGACCAAAUGAUCUCCUUACGGGUGUAAGCUUUGCGUCCGGUGCAGCCGGAUAUGAUCCACUUACCUCUAAACUCGCGACGGCUAUAAGCAUGGACAAACAAAUGGAUAUGUUCAAAGCAUACUUAGCUAAAGUCACAGCCAUUGGAGGAGAAGAGAAAGCUAAGAGUAUUUUAUCAGAGAGUGUGUACCUAAUUGUUGCAGGAAGUGAUGACCUUGCCAAUACUUAUUUUGGUUCAAAAUUAAGAAAUAAUUACGAUAUCCCGGCCUAUACUGAUUUUAUGGUAGAAGGAGCCUCCAAUUUUAUUCAGGAAUUGUACGAUUUGGGAGCAAGGAGAAUUGGAGUACUUGGCACACCGCCAAUAGGAUGCCUGCCAUCCCAGAGAACAUUAGCGGGAGGCAAAGCGAGAAAUUGCGUAGAAAACUAUAACGAAGCUGCUCAGCUUUUCAACUCAAAGCUGAUUUCAGCACUUGACAAACUCACGUCUAAGUUUGUACAUGGGAGAGCUAUAUAUGUGGAUAUCUAUAAUCCUCUCCAAUAUAUUGUCGAACAUCCUGAAAAAUAUGGUUUUGAAGAGGUAACGAGAGGAUGCUGUGGAACAGGAACGAUAGAAUCGACGUUCUUAUGUAAUGAGCUGAACCCAUUUACUUGUGAAGAUGUCUCCAAAUAUGUAUUUUGGGACAGUUACCAUCCCACACAGAAAGCCUACGAACUACUUUUCGGACCCAUCAUCAAGAAAUACCUCAACAGCUUCCUAUGUGACAACGGCUUAUGCUGAUGACUAAUUCUACUACUUAAUCCAUUGUUCCAAAAAUCAGAUGGGUAUAUGUGGUUCCAUCAUAGUUCCUCAGUUUGUCUUAAUCUUCAUUUAUGUUGUGAUUUGACUGUUCGGCACUACAAUUAUUAUUAAUUUUAUUACUCAUUCUAAGUAAUAAAUGAUUGAGAAAGAGAAAUUGUUGAAUGGGCUUGCAUUUUUGUUCAUUAAAGGCCUAUAAGGACUGCAAACCCAUCUUCUUCUCUUCAUUGAAGAUUCUAGAGAUUUCAGACAUUUUGUUCAUGAUACAGUAUUGGACGAAGGGCCAAACUAUAAAUUCCAAUGCACUCCAAUGAAGUGCAGUGUUUACUUAUGAGGUGAAAGGCCGAUUGCAAAACAUUCCUCAUGUCUGAAUUUACACACUGUAAAGACAAUCACACGACGACACUUGUUGGUACGUGUAAAAAUCGGUGGGAGAAAAUGAGGAUAGUAAGUGGUUUCGCUAUUGCGGUUGCAAGUCAGAAAGGGU
Molecule: messenger RNA, 1733 nt
Organism: Papaver somniferum (opium poppy)
Lineage: Eukaryota; Viridiplantae; Streptophyta; Magnoliopsida; Ranunculales; Papaveraceae
Product: GDSL esterase/lipase EXL3-like
Exons: 5
Coding region: 125-1228 (367 amino acids)
Molecular function (GO): hydrolase activity, acting on ester bonds
Source: RefSeq, a predicted model, not a curated record